This is a messenger RNA of Rhinopithecus roxellana (golden snub-nosed monkey), 958 nucleotides long. RefSeq names its product general transcription factor IIF subunit 2 (gene GTF2F2). Gene Ontology annotation, cellular component: transcription factor TFIIF complex. Gene Ontology annotation, biological process: transcription by RNA polymerase II; transcription initiation at RNA polymerase II promoter. Bases 189 to 938 code for a protein of 249 amino acids. Lineage: Eukaryota; Metazoa; Chordata; Mammalia; Primates; Cercopithecidae. The transcript is spliced from 8 exons. The record is from RefSeq and is a predicted model, not a curated record.
GCAGGCGCAGUCUUGGCUCCUGGCGGCGUGUUCCUCUUACUCUGCGGUUUCCAGUGUCCUGGCAGGUAAGGAACGCUGCCUCUUCACCUCUCAGCGCGGCUUGCGGUUUGCUCCGGACCCCCGCUUCUCAGCCCUCCGGCUCCUGGUGUCGUUGCUGUAGCCCGAACGCGUCCACCGGCGACAGACCCAUGGCCGAGCGCGGGGAACUCGACCUGACCGGCGCCAAACAGAACACAGGAGUAUGGCUAGUCAAGGUUCCCAAAUAUUUGUCACAGCAAUGGGCUAAAGCCCCUGGAAGAGGUGAAGUUGGAAAACUGCGGAUUGCCAAGAAUCAAGGAAGGACUGAGGUGUCAUUUACUUUGAAUGAGGAUCUUGCAAAUAUUCAUGAUAUUGGUGGAAAACCGGCUUCAGUCAGUGCUCCUAGAGAACAUCCAUUUGUCUUGCAAAGUGUUGGAGGACAGACAUUAACAGUGUUUACUGAGAGCUCAUCAGAUAAGCUGUCGUUGGAAGGAAUAGUGGUACAAAGAGCUGAAUGCCGACCAGCUGCCAGUGAAAACUACAUGCGACUAAAAAGAUUGCAAAUAGAAGAGUCUUCCAAACCUGUGAGGCUAUCACAACAGCUGGAAAAAGUUGUAACAACCAAUUACAAACCUGUUGCUAAUCAUCAAUACAAUAUUGAAUAUGAAAGGAAAAAGAAAGAAGACGGGAAGCGAGCUCGAGCUGAUAAACAACAUGUUUUAGACAUGCUAUUUUCAGCCUUUGAGAAACAUCAGUACUAUAAUCUUAAGGACUUGGUGGACAUCACAAAACAACCUGUGGUGUACCUGAAGGAAAUCUUAAAAGAAAUUGGUGUUCAGAAUGUAAAAGGGAUCCACAAAAACACAUGGGAGCUGAAGCCAGAGUACAGACACUAUCAAGGAGAAGAAAAGAGUGACUGAGAAGCCUCCUAGUCAGCAUG